UGCACGUGGGUUUGCCCACAGCGUUGACCCGUGUGCACAGCGCUCACGCACGCGCAUUUACGUGCACACCGCUAAUCGCGCUGUACCGUUAUUCCAGUUUUUCUGAGAGCGGCCGAGCUGACCCCGCGGUCCGGGAUGUCCGAGCUGCCCGCAGACAGCAGUGUCCCACUGACGGGCGCGGCGAAUGACAACGGCGACGUCCCGCAGGCGGAGGUAGGCGGCGGGAGGCGGGAGCCGGCCCCAGCGCAGCCUGUGGAGGCCAGGGACCGUCCGAUGGCGGCGGCCAGGGAAGGUCCAGUGGCGGAUGCCAGGGAAGGUCCGACGGCGGCGGCCAGGGAAGCCCGGAUUGCAGAGGUUGCCCGAUUGUUGGCGGAGCCAGCAGACGAAGAGGGUCCUGAGGGCAGACGCCGGUCCAGGCCCGGGAACAGCCCAGGCCUGGCUGCGUUGCCGUAUCUCCGCCUCCGUCACCCACUUGGCGUUUUAGGAAUUAAUUACCAGCAGUUUCUCCGCCACUAUCUGGAACACUACCCGAUUGCUCCCGGCAGAAUUCAGGAGCUUGAAGGACGCCGCAGGAGAUUUGUGGAAGCCUGCAGAGCAAGGGAAGCAGCGUUUGAUGCCGAAUAUCAGCGGAAUCCUCAGAGGAUGGAUUUUGAUAUUUUAACAUUUAGUAUAACUCUGACUGCAUCUGAAAUUAUCAAUCCUCUGAUAGAAGAACUUGGUUGUGAUAAGUUUAUCGGUAGAGAAUAGUUUAGUGAUGAAACUACUUCAAGAACCUCUGCGUUCAAUACAGUCAUACCAAUCCUGUAACUUGAUUUCAAGUCAAAGUAUUUGAGAAUAAGGCAAGGCACAGUUGAAAAAGAAAAGGAAGCUUAUCAAGAAAAACCAUCAGAAAAGAAAUAGAAAAAAAUAAAAACCGUUAUGACUCCUCUAACGUUCUCUGAGUUUGUGAUUGAUCCAGAUUCUUUUCCCUGCAUUGUGGAAAUGUCUUUUAAAAUUGCUUCACUAAAGUGAAGAAUGGUUUUAUAUAAUUGAGACUUGAUGAAGGAAAACUGCCAAUAGAGCCCAUAGUGUAAGAUUGAUUUUGUGUUUUCUGAGGCAUUUCAAAUGAAAGGCAAAGUAAAUACUGUAUAUAUUACAUGAUAAAUUAU
Balaenoptera acutorostrata (minke whale) is the source of this 1148-nucleotide messenger RNA. RefSeq names its product EP300-interacting inhibitor of differentiation 2. Bases 136 to 747 code for a protein of 203 amino acids. Gene Ontology annotation, biological process: negative regulation of DNA-templated transcription. Gene Ontology annotation, cellular component: nucleoplasm. The record is from RefSeq and is a predicted model, not a curated record. Gene Ontology annotation, molecular function: transcription corepressor activity. The transcript has a single exon. NCBI's taxonomy places the organism in Eukaryota, Metazoa, Chordata, Mammalia, Artiodactyla, Balaenopteridae.